AUGUCUUCACCGGACUACGAGAACGCCCAGCAGGUUCCCCAGGAUGACGCAUCCUACAAGCUGAUGCCGUCGCGAAGCGUCCGGGGAGGACCGUUCAGAAUGCCGCCCGACGUCAUGUCAAAGGGUCUCGGCAAAAUCGACAUGAAGCCCCCCCUUGAUUCGUUCUGCCCUCCACCGAUGGCUCCUCCGAUGAUGACUUAUUCGUUGGAAAAGUCUGUGUGCAGCAAGUACAACGUCCGCGACGAGGGCGAUCCUAUCAAGCGCAUGAUUCGUGAAGGAGUCGAUAUAAAGGACGAGAGGAAGCACUUGAAGCUUCUCCUCCGCAAACGGAAGAGUGGUAACUUUGAGAGCAUGUCUAGAGACUCGCUGGGGAGUUCGGGCGAAGAAAGUGGAGACGACGACCCUUCGAAGGAGGAGGUCUUGUACGAAGACGCCCGAUUCAUUCAUCCAGCACACCAUGCCGUCAAGGUGAACCUACAAGAAUUCAACGCCUGUUUCUCCAAGAACAUGACAGCCAAGGAACUGGAGAAACAGUGCGCGGUGGAGGACUUGGGACAUAUCGUGCCGACGAUGGCGCUCCUCGACGAUUACACCGGACCGAAAUUUCCUGCGCGAGACGGUCCGAGACUCCCGAGAGAAAAACUGUUGCCGAAGGUGAAAUUCGUCACGGUGCGGACCGCCGAGGAAGCGCUGAACGCGAGAGUUAAGGCGUUCUGCACAUCGCAUCCGAUCACCAUAGUUCGGAAUAUGUGUAACGUUCUCAAGGUCGACCUCUCGCUGUUUUCAACGAAAGCUCUCUCCCAGUCAAACCCAGAACACACUAUCGAGGUUCGGACACAGUUCCAGCAGAGCUCCGAUGAAAAUUGGGAUGCUGACAAAGUACGGCAGAUCUGGCGAUGCGAAUCACAUCGCGGCCACACAACCGUCUCGAGAUACGCUCAGUAUCAGUCGGAAACCUACGUCGAGAGUCUUAAGAACAAGCUCAAGCAGAAAGGCGGCGACCUGGAGCUCCCGGAGCUCAAAGAAAUCGAGUUCUCCGACUCGGAGUCCGAUUCCAAUUUGCAGAGCGCCGGAACCCUGAAACCCAAACGCCAGCGGAGGUCGUCGAGCUUCAAGACAAUCAAGUUCGGAACGAACCUGGACCUUUCCGAUCAUAAAAAAUGGGGAGCCCAGCUUAACGAGCUCCAGAAACUCCCUCCCUUCGCUCGAGUGGUUGACGAGAGCAAUAUGCUAUCGCACGUCGGUCACACGAUACUGGGAAUGAACACGGUCCAACUGUACAUGAAAGUUCCCGGCUCGAGGACUCCGGGUCAUCAGGAGAACAAUAACUUCUGUUCGGUGAACAUAAACAUCGGACCGGGCGACUGUGAGUGGUUCGGCGUAGAUGACGCCUACUGGGGAGACAUCCACGCGCUCUGUGAGCGUAACGGCACCAGUUACUUGUUUGGCUCUUGGUGGCCUCUCCAAGAGGAUCUCCUGGCUGCGAAUAUUCCGGUGUACCGAUUCACUCAGAAGCCAGGCGAUACGGUGUUCGUGAACGCGGGCUGCGUGCAUUGGGUACAGGCGUCGGGCUGGUGCAACAAUGUUGCGUGGAACAUCGGUCCCUUCAACCUCGAACAGUACAGACUCGGCGUAGAGCGCUACGAGUGGAAUCGCAUGCAGGGCUUCAAGUCCAUCGUGCCCAUGUUGCACCUUACUUGGAAUCUCGCCCGGAAUCUGACUUUCGUUGACGUCAAGGGUGUGACCAAGAAGAUCGCCCCGAAGCUCACGGCGAAGAACGAGAGCCUCAUGGAGAAAGUGCUCUGGCUUCAAAAGCUCGGGAACGCCGCGUCCGAAGAAGACCGUAACAGCAGAAUCCGGAACAUCCAACCGGUCGAAGAAGAGCUCUUCCGACACAUCCAAUCGUGUCUGAUGACGAGUCUUCGGUGCGUAGAACGCCAGCGGAAGUUCGUGCGGCGUCUCGGCAAGAACAUCAUUUUCCACGGGCGCAACGAUGACGAAGAAACCUAUUAUUGCAACUCGUGUGAUGUGGAAGUAUUCAACAUAUUAUUCGUGAAAGAGAUCGACAAGAAACACAUGGUGCACUGCAUCGAAUGCGCACUGAAGCUUAGCAAAACCCUGAAAAACAUCGUGGUUCUCGAAGAAUACACGAAAGAGGAACUCCACCGCAUAUACGACAACUUCGUACUUAAAAAGAUUGCGGAUAUCCCCGCCUCCCGCCAUUCCUCCGGGUCAACUUCGAAUUCCUGA
This is a messenger RNA of Galendromus occidentalis (western predatory mite), 2250 nucleotides long. Its product is annotated as histone demethylase UTY. The coding region runs from base 1 to 2250 and encodes 749 amino acids. The transcript is spliced from 5 exons. The record is from RefSeq and is a predicted model, not a curated record. Gene Ontology annotation, molecular function: RNA polymerase II cis-regulatory region sequence-specific DNA binding; chromatin DNA binding; histone H3K27me2/H3K27me3 demethylase activity. Gene Ontology annotation, cellular component: MLL3/4 complex. NCBI's taxonomy places the organism in Eukaryota, Metazoa, Arthropoda, Arachnida, Mesostigmata, Phytoseiidae. Gene Ontology annotation, biological process: regulation of gene expression.